Molecule: messenger RNA, 7881 nt
Organism: Salmo salar (Atlantic salmon)
Lineage: Eukaryota; Metazoa; Chordata; Actinopteri; Salmoniformes; Salmonidae
Biological process (GO): regulation of gene expression; heart development
Cellular component (GO): MLL3/4 complex
Molecular function (GO): chromatin DNA binding; RNA polymerase II cis-regulatory region sequence-specific DNA binding; histone H3K27me2/H3K27me3 demethylase activity
Source: RefSeq, a predicted model, not a curated record
CCAUUCGUUCCCUUUCUUUGUCUGUCUACUGAGGGGAGAAACACCAGAGAGAACAGUGUGUGUGACAGAGGAAAGAGAGGGGGGAGAGGGGAGGACAAGAGAGGAAUGACAAGAUGGCAGAAUGGAAUAGAGAUACCUACUUUCUUUUUAGACAAUAACCCACUUUCAUGUCCUCACAUCUGUGUCCUACCUGACAGUGGUUUCUCCUCCCUCUCUCCUGUGUUUGUGGAUGUGUGUGUGCUGGCUAGCAGAGGGAGUGGACGCCUGUUCUGUUUAACAGGACUUCAGGCUGAAGCUGAAGUGGGCUGCUGCCUCUGUCCCUGAGUGAGUGGCGUCUUCACACCGAGAGCGCACAGACGGUGUCCCCUCCUCCCUCUCUCUCUCUCACAGCACUCAGCAGCAAGGUUGUGGUUGAGAGUUAUUGAAGGAAAGACAGAUUGGUGUUGUCGUGUAACCCUCUCAGUUCUAUAGUAGAGGGCUUCACAGACACAGACCAAGUGUGGCUGAAUGUAUCACCCAGCAGAGCAGUAUCAUGGACGUAACACCAGGGAGUCCUACCCUGCUGGAGGACCUCACAGAGGAACAUGGGCCCCCGUCAACAGUCGCCCCUGGGGCCCUCCAAACAGGUACAACGGAGGAAUCAACCAAUCCCAGCACGUUAACAAGAUUUAUGACAGAGGGGCCAGGCCAUCCUUCCAUGUCCAGGGAAGGGGCCCUCAGAGGGACCAGAGACCAGCAACACGACCCUGGGCCCAGAAAGACCAGGCUUAUGAGACCCAGGGCUGGCACCAGGACUCCCCACGGUCAUUUCAAAACCAUGGCAGCAACCAGGGGGGCUAUCAAACAGGACCGGGGGAACCCUACACCAUCUGGGACUUUUACAACAACCAGCCUCCCAGGUAUGGGGGUCCCCACCAGCACCAACGGCCCAGAGAUCCCCCCGGAGACCUGGGCUCCCCAGCAGAGAGGUGGGCCACCUCAGACCGCUCCAGGGCCUUCCCAGGCAGGAUGAUAGACCAGGGACCAGGACCAUGGAAGCGCCCGCCCCCCCACAAGCAUCACCGUGGCCAACCUCCACACCGCUCCCCACACUCACAGCACUCUCUGCCCCCCAAGGAAGACUGCCCUGCCAAGAGGAGCAGGAGCUCCGGCCCCGAGCAGCCCUCUCACCGUGGCUCAAAGCAUUUAUCUGGACCAGACCAGCCACACUCACCACCCCACUACCUCCCUCCAAAACAAGGUUUCUGGAACCAAUCAUAUGACAGACCUGGUUCUCGCACCCAUGCUGACAGAAGAACCUCGUCUACCGAGUUACAAGAAUCCAUCAAGUCAAGAUUAGGGCGUUUCAACUAUAGUAGACAUCAUUCUACCCAUAGUCCAGUUCACCAGGUCCCCUUCGAUAGUCAAGGCCCCCCUCCUUCCUCCUAUCCCCGCCAGCCUCCUCCAUCCCAGCCCUGUGGCGGCAGUAGACCCCCCCCACCAUGGAUCCUGUGUGGAGGUGGAUGGCCAGUCCCAGCCCCCCUCCUCACCAGCAGAACACACCGGCGUGCCUUACAGCCAGCACCACCAGCGCCCCCCCAUCACCCCCCUCAGUACCUCAGCACAGCCCCCCAGCUCCACGCUCCCACAGACAGCAAAGGGAUCACCCCCUCCCCGCCCUCUGAUACAGAGCCUCCCCACCGCAACAGCAGCCACAGAGUUGGAGGCUCCUCCAGCCCCUCUGGCCUCUCCAGCUCCACCACUCCUGGUAAGGCCAGUGGGAAGAAAGACCCUCCACCCAAUCAGAGGAGUCCUGACACUGGCGCUGGCACACCCCAUAAACGGGGACCAAGGACCCCCUCACCCAGUCCCACUCCUCCCCCUCUCUCUGCCUCCCGCACAGGGCUAGGCUCAGAGCCCCAGACCCCACCCAGCUCUCCCCAGGACAGACCUACUGUCAACAUCAACAGACCUACUGUCAACAACAACAGACCUACUGUCAACAAGCCAGGGCUGCAGCCUCAUCGACACAAACGGACGCAUAAGGAUAAAGAAAGUAGAGCGGAGAGAGGCGAGGUGGGAAAGAGGGAACCAACGAGGAAGAUGGAGAGGAAAAGGAGAAAGGAGAAAGAAGAGAAAAGGGGGGAUGGGGUAAAGAAUAAGUUGAGGGACAAGGGGGAGAGAAAAAAUAGGAAAGAGGAAGGGAGAAAGACGGAGAAAAGGGAGGAGAGUCUUAGGGCUAAGCAGCUGGAGAAAGCAGAGAUGGAAUGCUCAAAGUCCCCACGUGAAUCAUCCCUCCCUCCAUCUGUACGGCCUUCCUCCCCUAAGACUCAGUCUGGAUCUAGGGUUCCAGGGAAGCCAGGCCAACCCUCCCAGACACCAUCCACCGCUGGCAAACACAGACACAGGGAGAAGGGCCAAGGAAGAGGUGGAACGUCCCAUGACCACAGCUCUCCAAAUACCUCAGAGACAGUCCCACCUGCUGGCCCGCUUGCCGCCCAUCCUAGCCAACAUUCACCACAUCCAUCCAAACACAAAAAGUCAGGGAGGGGAGGGACCCUGUACAAGUCAAACUCAGCUCAACCCAAACCCCCUGUCAAGGGCUCACCACUGCCAGCCUGUCCCCCACCCACCACCACCAUUAACAACAACAUCAGCAGCACCAGCAAGGCCAGUAAGACCAGUCCUCAGCCCACAAGCCCUCCAAAACCUUCUAAAUGCAGCACAGGAGGGAAGGCUGAUUCUACCCCCUCCACGCUCUCAUCCAAAACCCCAGCAGCUCCCACUGUGGCUGGGUCAGGGGGGUUCAUCCCAAGCCAGCAGAACCAGACAGAGACAAUGGGUGUGUGUCCAGAAGGGGGGGUCCUGCGGGCCCCAGAUCUCCAGCCUGCUGCGGGGGUGGGCAGUGUGGAGGAGCUGGGAGACAACCCCCCCGCCAGCCCCCCUGUGCUCAGCUGGCAAGGCUCCCCAGCAUCAGCCCUGAGUGAGGAAGAAGAGGAGGAAGAGCAGGGAGGAGUGAUGAGGAGACCUGUCCUGCAGCCCAGCCCCACCCACAGCCCGUCCAUCUCACCCCCCCAUGGGAACUUAGAGGGGCUCAAUGAGAAGGCAGAGGGGGUCAGUGAGGGGAGGGGUGCUGAUGAGCUUCGCCAUAGCGACCUGGCCAAGCUCUAUGGCCUGCCUGAUACUCCCAAUGGAGUGGAAGAGGAGGAUGAGGAAGAGGAGGACAGUAGUGGGGACACGUCAUCCAGCUCUCUGCCUCCCCGUCGGCCACACCUCCACCAGACAGGAGUGGCUGAUGUCUUCAAGUCUUUGGCCUCGUUCUUGGGGGGCCAGAGGUACACAUAUCGGGGCGGUCCGUUUGGGCGUCCUCCUCCCAGCUCCAUGGGAGGAGUGAAGUACUCCUCCUCCCUCGCCAUGGAUCCGGAAACCAACUGUCAGGACCAGCAGUGUCCCUCCCCAACAUUCGACUCCACCACGCCCCCAAGACUCACUACCCAAUCACCCACUCACACUACCUCAGAUCCGCCUUCCAAACCCCGUCCUCCCUUAGACCUCAACCAACCACAACUCUCCGUGGGGGAGCGCACGAAACAGAAGCAUGCGAGAUUGGAGGAGAUUCAGAAUGAGAGAAAGAAGGAGAGGACUAAGGGUGUAGACAGCGGGGAGACAGCCGGGUCUCUGAGCGCUGAGCUGAGAUUGACCACCACACACCGGCUCCCUGCCACCACCAAGGAGGAGCGGGGCAAGAGGGAGGUACGCAGGCAGACAGGCAGGAAGAGGGUACAAAGCGGUGCAGAUGGAAACAGGGAAGAGGAUGGGAAGAGGAAGAGAAGGAAACAAGAUAACAGUCAUCAGAGGAGUGGAGGCAGUGAAAAGAAGAAGAUGGAAGAAAAGAGAGACAGAAAAUCAGCCUCCUCCAUUACGUUGUCCUCGUCUACACCACCCCCCAGUAGCCCGGUCAAACAGCUCAAAGACACUAAGAAGAGCCGUCCGAUUCAGGGGAACCUCAGCCUCCAGAGCAAAGACAUCCAGGGACAGAAAGACAAGGCGCACACAGGAAACACUGAGCAGGGGGCACAAUCGACAGUGAGGAAGGAGGAGAGGUGCAGUGAGCCUGAAACCAUGACGUCCACACCAGGCAGAAACACAGACACAGUGGCAACCGCAACUAGCACCGUCAACACCCCCUCUACUGCUACCCCCACCCCGGCCCCGCCUGCUGCCCCAGUGAGGCGGACCCCCUGUCCCCUGGCUGUUGCUGACUUCCUGAAGCUGAAGGCCCUGUCCAUGGGCCCUCCCAAGGAGCUGAAGAUCCGUCUGAUCAAGGUGGAGAGUGGAGACCGAGAGACGUUCAUCGCCUCCGAGGUCGAGGAGCGCAGGAUCCCCCUAGGAGAGGUCAGCAUCAGACACACAGCCAGCGAGGUCAUCAGGGCCUGCAAGGGGGCGAAGGUGAAGGGGAAGUUUCGGGAGUCCUAUCUGCUCCGGGCUUUCUCUGUCAAGCCUGUUCUCAUCACCGACCCACCCAUCCCACGAGAGAAGCUUAAUCCCCCCACACCAAGCAUCUAUUUGGAGAGUAAAAGAGAUGCCUUCUCCCCAGUCCUCCUCCAGUUCUGUACUGAUCCCAAGAACCCGGUCACUGUCAUCAGAGGCCUGGCUGGAUCCCUCAGACUCAACCUGGGUUUGUUCUCCACUAAGUCUCUGGUGGAGGCCAAUGCGGAGCAUGCUGUGGAAGUGAGGACCCAGGUGCAGCAGCCUGCUGAUGAGAACUGGGACGCCACUGGUUCAGGCCAGACCUGGCCUUGCGAGAGCAGCCGCUCACACACCACCAUCGCCAAGUACGCCCAGUACCAGGCCUCCAGCUUCCAGGAGAGCCUCCAGGAAGAGAAGGACAGUGAGGAUGAGGAUAAGGAAGAACAAGAAGAGAAGCAGGCUCCGUCCUCUGACCCAUCAACCACCGCUGCGUCUGGCGCCAGCAAAGCCAACCCUACUGUGGUUGCUAGCAAAGCCAACCCUACUGUGGUUGCUAGCAAAGCCAACCCUACUGUGGUUGCCAGCAAAGCCAACCCUACUGUGGUUGCUAGCAAAGCCAACCCUACUGUGGUUGCCAGCAAAGCCAACCCUACUGUGGUUGCUAGCAAAGCCAACCCUACUGUGGUUGCUAGCAAAGCCAACCCUACUGUGGUUGCUAGCAAAGUCGGCCCUACCCCUAUUGCUAACACACUCAGGCCAGAGGCAAAAUCGACUGGAAAGAUCAUCAAAUUCGGCACCAACAUCGACCUCUCUGAUCCUAAGAGGUGGAAGCCCCAGCUGCAGGAGCUGCUGAAGCUACCAGCCUUCAUGCGUGUGGAGUUCAAUGGAAACAUGCUGAGCCACGUGGGACACACCAUCCUGGGCAUGAACACCGUCCAGCUCUACAUGAAGGUCCCCGGCAGCCGCACGCCUGGCCACCAGGAGAAUAAUAACUUCUGUUCUGUGAACAUCAACAUCGGGCCGGGGGAUUGUGAGUGGUUUGCAGUCCAUGAGCACUACUGGGAGCACGUCAACAACUUCUGUGAGAAGCAUGGAGUAGACUACCUGACGGGGUCCUGGUGGCCUGUUCUGGAGGAUCUGUACCGCUCCAACAUCCCGGUGUACCGCUUCAUCCAGAGACCAGGGGACCUGGUGUGGAUCAACGCAGGGUCCAUCCACUGGGUGCAGGCUGUGGGCUGGUGCAACAACAUCGCCUGGAAUGUUGGACCUCUCAACUCAUACCAGUAUCAGCUGGCUCUGGAGCGCUUUGAGUGGAACGAGGUGAAGAAGGUCAAGUCCAUCGUUCCCAUGAUCCAUGUCUCCUGGAAUGUGGCCCGCACUAUUAAGAUCACAGACCAAGAAACCUACAAGAUGGUCAAACAUUGUCUCCUACAGUCCAUUAAGCACAUCCAGAUUCUGAGAGACCAGCUGGUUGCUGCAGGGAAGAAGAUCUCUUAUCAGAGCCGUGUGAAGGACGAACCAGCCUACUACUGCAACGAGUGUGACGUGGAGGUGUUUGACCUGCUGUUUGUGACCAGUGAGUCUGGCAAUAGGAAGACCUAUAUGGUGCACUGUGAGGACUGUGCCCGGACUGUGUCCAAGAGCCCCUCGCUGGCAGGAGUUGUGGUGCUGGAGCAGUACCGCAUGGAGGAGCUGAUGAGAACCUACGACAGCCUCUGUGUGACUCCAUCACCCUGCUCCAAGUGAGGCCUCCUUCUUGUUGUCCAACAGCCAUAACCAAAACUCCUACACAGUGGCAGCACAGACGUUGUCUUCAAGGAAUACUACUACUGCAAACACUUGGUGAACAGCCAACCAUGUUUACUCAGUAUUGUUUACAUCACAGUAAGAUAUCGUCCGUCAGCCAAUUGAAUUCCAGCUCACUGUCUUCCCCUCCUACCAGCUGCUGAUUGGACUUGAGUCUUGAGAUAGAAUGACUAGACUGGUACUACUACUCAUUAAAAACAUUUCAGACAACUACAGAAAAUGUGAACAUAGUUAGCACUGAAAAUCAGGUCUUAUUUAAAACGGACACUGCUGUGAUUCAAAAGCGUCAAGUAGCCGGUAUAUGGUGCAUUAAUUCAGGUACUUUUAUGCAAAUCCAAUGGAACUUUUUUACACCAAUCUAGUUAUUCUAUGUCCAUGAAUUUACUGUGUUGCGACGCUAACAGCAGGGGAAUCGCUUCACUAGCAAAGUAGCCAAUAGUCUCAAUGAAAUGGCAUUGUUUUGGUUUUGUUUUCUAUUCAGGUGAACUCUGACAUUUACAAUUCCUGUCUGUAUACUCUUUGGGGUGCUAUUUCCGUUUCAUUUAUUCUGACCUAGGUAUUUCAAAAGUUUAACCAGCCUAGAAGUACACCUCAUUGGCCUUGCGAACUGUAUUUAGAUGAAAGGAAGGAAAAAAAUGCAAACAUGCAGAUAACAUUUUCGAAAGCGUUAGGAAUAUUCAUUUAAGAAAUACGGGUUUACUAGAGGACUAAUCUGGUUUCACUCUUUGUUGGAAAUCGAGUCUGUUUUAUUGUGAUUUUUGUUUUUGCAUAAUAAUCCAAAAUAAUGUUUGGUAGAGAGAGAUGUGAUUGCUACAAUAUACCCUAAAGAAGAUCCCCUUCCUUUUUCUUUUGAUAAAUGGUAUCGUUCUCCCUGUUUUUAUACCUCUUUUUUUUGGUUGCUAUCUCCUUCUUUUCUGGAUUACAGAGAAAAUGAAGAAUUGUAAAUUGUUACUUUAUUUAUACAUGUAUAUGUUUUUUUUCUUAAAUGUAUUUAUUGCAUAUUGAUGGUGCUUCUCUGGGGACACCAGCUAUUUUUAAAGUUUCCUAUUGUGUGUGGACAGGGAAGGGCAAACAGGGGGAGGUUGGAUUUUCAUGGUGCUCAACCCCCUCUUGCCUCGCCAACCCCUCACUAACUGUGUAUAAAUGAUCUAUGAAUAUAAGUAAAUGAAUAUAACUGAAACCGAGAGGUUGGUGCUUAGAACCGCGUCAUUACGCUUACUGGUAAAUGAAUAGAAUGAUGUCUUUGUACUGUAUCUAACUGAUAAAAACAAUACCUUUUUCAACUUUUUUGCAUUAUAUGAAAUUCAUAAAAUUGUGACGCAUUUGUGAUUUUCUGAUGGACAUGAGCAGUAUUUGUAGUUUUAGCCACUUUUAAACGAGACUUUUAGGGAUGUGUAGCGAGGUGUGGGUUUGGGUUCCUUCAGUGUUCUGUCCUCAUGAGUAUCAUUUCAAGGUUGUAAUCUUGCUCUCCUCUGACUGUUUAUGUAAGCUGCACUGUUUUAAAAGAAGAAAAAAUGAACUCCUAUUGAAGGAGGCCUGAUCCAGACCUGUCUCAAACACUCUGUGAUGUUUCUGUGACAUUAUUGUGAGUAAUAUUAAUCAAAUAAAAUCAAAUGUUUUAAGAAA